This is a messenger RNA of Neoarthrinium moseri, 1695 nucleotides long. RefSeq lists its product as uncharacterized. Lineage: Eukaryota; Fungi; Ascomycota; Sordariomycetes; Amphisphaeriales; Apiosporaceae. Bases 1 to 1695 code for a protein of 564 amino acids. The transcript has a single exon. Gene Ontology annotation, cellular component: intracellular anatomical structure. The record is from RefSeq and is a predicted model, not a curated record. Gene Ontology annotation, molecular function: protein binding.
AUGGCGCCAGCAGACGACGGAAAGGGCCCCGUAGAUCAAGGCGGGGAAUACUACGAUCUCGGCUCGUAUCGAAGACAGAUCACCACCAGUAGUGACGAAGCGCAGAGCUGGUUCAACAGGGGUUUUCUCUGGAGCUAUGGAUUCAACCAUGAAGAGGCAGUUGACUGUUUUGAGAAGGCCAUUGCCUGUGAUCCCAAUUGCACGAUGGCCUACUGGGGCGUAGCCUAUGCAUUGGGCCCAAACUACAACAAACCCUGGGAGUUCUUUGAUGCGACGGAGCUGGAGACGACAGUCCAGAGAACCCACCGCAUGGUGUCAGAGGCCUUCAGGACAGCUGAAUCAUCGUCCCCUGUGGAGAAGUCGUUGGCACAAGCUCUGUUGCACAGAUAUCCGGAGAGUCCGGAUAAGGACAUGUCGAUAUGGAAUCAAUCGUACGCAGACGCAAUGGAGAAGGUGCACCGAGCGUUCCCGGAGGACUUGGAUGUUGCAGCUCUUUAUGCAGAUGCACUGAUGAAUCUUACGCCGUGGCAAUUAUGGGACCUGCAAACCGGCCAACCGGCUUCUGGAGCGCGUACGGUGGAUGCGAAGGCAGUACUGGACGGUGCUCUGUCCCAGCCUCGGGGCUCAGAGCACCCUGGGCUACUACAUCUAUACAUCCAUCUGAUGGAGAUGUCACCAACCCCUGAAGCGGCAAAGCCCGCCGCCGACCAGCUUCGGCUCCUGGUCCCCGACGGCGGGCAUCUCAACCACAUGCCCACCCACAUCGACAUGCUCAUUGGCGACUAUGAGUCCGGCAUCUCGUCGAACCAGCGGGCUAUAGCAGCCGAUGAGAAAUUCCUUGCCCGCGCGGGCCCGCUCAACUUCUAUACCCUGUACCGGAUGCACGACUACCACUUCUGCAUCUACGCCGCCAUGUUCGCGGCGCAGUCCCAGGUCGCUCUGGAGACGGUCUCGCGUAUGGAGCGCUCGCUCUCGGACGAGUUGCUCCGGGUCGAGUCGCCGCCUAUGGCCGACUGGCUCGAGGGUUUUCUCGCCAUGCGGGUGCAUGCGCUGAUACGGUUCGGGCGCUGGCAAGACAUUAUCGACCUGUCGUUGCCUAGCGACCAGGAGCUCUACUGCGUGACGACGGCCAUGGCCCAUUACGCAAAGGCUGUGGCGUAUGCGGCAGUUGGUGACAUUGACCGCGCCGGAGAGGAGCGAGACACCUUCUUACAGGCCCGCAAGGUCGUCCCCGAGUCCCGGAUGCUGUUUAACAACAAAUGUGUUGAUAUCCUGAAUGUUGCGGAGGCAAUGAUGGAUGGCGAGAUCCAAUACCGCCGCGGAGACUAUGAAGGCGCGUUCGCGCAUCUGAGAGAAGCCAUCGCGCGAGACGACGGGUUGCCUUAUGAUGAGCCCUGGGGCUGGAUGCAGCCGACGCGGCAUGCAUACGGCGCACUCCUGAUGGAGCAGGGCCACCUAGAUAAGGCAGCUGCGGUAUAUGCGGAAGACUUGGGCAUUGAUGGCAAGCUACCCCGUGCCCUGCGACACCCCAACAAUGUCUGGUCGCUUCAUGGGUAUCACGAAUGCAUGGUAAAACUUGGGCGUGUAAGUGAAGCCGCCAAGGUUGCGCCGCAGUUAGAGGCAGCGAUCAAGAGAGCAGAUAUCCCGAUCAAGGCGUCCUGUUAUUGCCGCCUUAGUGCACUGCAAGAUGUUUAG